AUGUCCCUGGAGUGUCCCCAAGGUAUCCCCGAAGUGUCCCUGGAGUGUCCCCAGCUGCCAUGGAGCCCCUCGAAGCCCCUCGAGCCACAGGACAGCGCUGUGGCCAUCCUGGGUGAGCUGCUGGCCGCCCUGCCCAGAGAGAACGAGAUGCUGCUUGGGUCUGCAGACCUGGCUGCCUAUGAGAGCUCCUCAGGGACCCCCCAGAGGCGUGUGAUAUGGCCGUACAUAAGCUGGUUCAUGGCCCUGGAUAUUCUCAAGGACAGGUGGGCCAAGCUGGCCAGGAAAGCCACCAAGCUCCACAACAGCUGCAGGGAGGUGGCCACUGAGGCAGCCUCUGAGGAGGCCACAGCCACCGCCUGGGCCAGGGAGCUGCAAGACGAGGCUGCCUGUUAUGGGGCAGCUCAGGAAAACAUGGUGGAGCUGGAACAGGCCCAGGGCAGCGGCUGGAGGCGUCCCUGGGGCAUCUGGAGCGCUUGGUGGCCGCAUGUGACGAAGCCACGGUGUUCCUCCCGGGAGCUUCAAUGGCGGCUCAGGGACACAGAGGCUGCGCUGGAGGGGACAAAUGAGACAUCCCCUGAUGUCCCUGAGGCCUUGGUGGCCCAGGUUGCCGUUGCAGAGCAGCUGUGGGCGGCCAACGCCUGCCUGGCCAAGGAUCACCUGCUGAAGGCACUUGAUGACAUCUUCAAGUUCUAUAUCAAUGAUGAUCCCACCAGCCCCAGUGUCUUUGGGGCGGCUGAGAAGUGCCAAAGAGCCACCAAGGACAUCCCAAGGCACCUUCGACCCCCGGAGCGUUGCCAGAGCAUCCCCAAGGUGUCCCCAGUGUCCCCUCCUCAGCUGCAGGUGCUGGUGGCCAUGGUGAAUGCCCUGGACGAGAUGGUGGCCACCUUGAUGGGGCCACACUGGGCCAAGUUCCCAGACUCCCUGUAUGAGGACCUGAAUAACUUCACCCGGAGCCUCCGUUCGACCCUGAACAAAGGAGGAGUGCUGCCGCCUCUACCUGGGCUAUGGGUGUGGUGUCCCAGGUCGAGCAGGGCUCGGUGGCAGCAGCCCUGCCACGCAGACCAAGACACAUGCUGACACCAAUGUGGUGGACGGUGAAAAGGUGUUUAUUAACUGCCAACAGGGGUAAUUUAUAACAGGGGGUAACAGCAGGGCAACGGUGAAGGGAGAGGGGUUAGGCCUAAUGUCGCGAGAUGUCCUAGAUAAUGUGAUAUCUUGACCCCAAAUUUCCCCCCCCUCUUCAUGACCUAUUAAAAACGUAGAAAACGCUAAGGUUAAAACUGCCUAGUGGGACAGUAACAAACUUGUAACUGUAACAAAACAAGCAAAUGUAGCAAACUUGUAACAAACUUUUGACUGUAGAUAUUUAACAAAUGAAAAGUUAAACAAUGUAAUGCAUACAAAAAACUAACUAUCUCUAACUGGUUUUCUAAGAAAAAACAACACGGACUUAUUAAAAAUACGGGGCGAUCAGCCGUGGGGCUGAGUGAACCAUGACUUCGGGCAUUCUUGCAGGACUUUCUCAGCUUAUCUGUUGACAUCACAGCACCAAAUUGUCCUCCCAGAAUCUGCAAUCUGUUUGACUUUAAAACCAGGGUGUUUUGGAGAGUGCAUGUCCGGACUCAUUUUCUCCCCAAAACACCCUUUGGACCCCUUGGUGCAGG
Messenger RNA from Melospiza georgiana, 1664 nucleotides. RefSeq lists its product as uncharacterized. The coding region runs from base 1 to 1077 and encodes 358 amino acids. The record is from RefSeq and is a predicted model, not a curated record. Lineage: Eukaryota; Metazoa; Chordata; Aves; Passeriformes; Passerellidae. The transcript is spliced from 6 exons.